Molecule: messenger RNA, 446 nt
Organism: Cicer arietinum (chickpea)
Lineage: Eukaryota; Viridiplantae; Streptophyta; Magnoliopsida; Fabales; Fabaceae
Source: RefSeq, a predicted model, not a curated record
CAAGUGAUAAGAAAUUUGACAAACAACAUUAACCAAUGGCAAAGCACAUCACAAAAUCGUUUUAUUUCUUUGUGAUCCUAGCUUCAAUUGCAGCAAUGGUAUUAAUGGUAGAAGGAAACGUAUGCUCAAAAAUAUACCAAAGAUGUGAUGACAUAAAUUGCGAUGAACAUUGCAAAUCAGUGUAUGGUAAGAGUAAUAUAGGAUAUAUAUGUGAUACAUACAAUUCAUGCACUUGUUUCUUCGAGCAAGACGCUUCUUCAAAGGAUACUUGUUAUGUUGGGAUGGGAUUUUGCUUUGGUAGUUGCGAUUUAGCUUGUUGCCAAGCCAAGUGUGCUCAAACAUUGAAGAAUGGUUUUGGGGAUUGUUUUCCAAAUUUUGGUACUAAGGAUAGAUGUAUUUGUGCCUAUAACAGCUAAAUUUAUUAUUAUUUAUUUUACACAAUUCAA